GAGUACAAUGGACGGCCCAACAACCCGGCGACCUGGGUUUGGGAACCCUCGCUGAACCCCGGCGAACGCCGAUGGCCAUCUCCUCCGGCCUCCGCCGCGCGCCCUGGGCGGCGGCGCGCGGUCUCCUCGCGUCCAGGAGCGGCUGGCGUGUCCAGCCUCCCCAGACCCAACCCCAACGCGCCGAGUGCUCCGCUCUUCUCUCUUCCAUCUCCGCCCCGCAGCCGGGCGCCGCCGCCGACGCCCAGCUUCUCCGGGUCAUAAACUAUGAGAUCUCCUGCGCGCAGCAGGACUGCAAGAAACGCGACUGGACAAAGGAAUUAGGGGAAGGGUUCCCCUUUGAGAUCCAGGACAAGGAGGGUACCAAUAGGAUAACUCUCACCAGGAGAGAUCGGAAGGAGCGAAUUGAAGUGGAGGUGUUCUUGCCGAACCCUUCUGAUAGCAUGGAGCAGAAUGGUGAGCAAGAGGACCGGGUUGAAGGUGACAACUGCCAGGGACAAGCCAGAAAUGCUGCUGCAAAUCAGUACUAUAUCCCGCUGGUGGUGAAAAUUCACAAAGGGCCAGCUUCAUGGCUGGAGAUUAGUUGUAGAUCUUACCCUGAUGAACUCACCAUUGAGAGUUUGGCAUUUGGACCGAGGGAUAAGUCUGUUGAUUCGUCAGAUGUUGAAGCUAAGAUAAGUAAUCUUCCUGAGGAAUUUCAGCAAGCAUUCUAUUCCUACUUGAAAAGUAGAGCCAUUUCGUCAGAUGUCACCAACUUCUUGCAUGCAUACAUGAUAAACAAAGAAUGCCAUGAGUACUUGGCUUGGCUGAGAAAACUUAAGGGUUUGAUGAAACGAUAAAUGAAGUGCAGCAGAAGUUCCUUACUUUUACACAGUUUUGGACAAAAUUCCUUUCAUCAGUUCUUGAGGCUGUUUUUCAGUGGCACUGUGAUGUCUGAGAUAAGAAUUGAGGUGAGGAGAUACACUGCUAUAAAAUUUACCAUUUGCGCCA
Messenger RNA from Panicum hallii, 987 nucleotides. RefSeq lists its product as uncharacterized. The transcript is spliced from 3 exons. Lineage: Eukaryota; Viridiplantae; Streptophyta; Magnoliopsida; Poales; Poaceae. The record is from RefSeq and is a predicted model, not a curated record. The coding region runs from base 72 to 836 and encodes 254 amino acids. Gene Ontology annotation, cellular component: mitochondrial matrix.